UCUUUGGUUUUUCUCUACAUUUUUAGUUAGCUUUCUACGCUACUUAUUCUUCUAACCUCAAAUUAAAUGUAGUAUUUAGCUUGAUAAUGGUUGAUUCUGUGGUAAUAUUAAUAAAAGUCAAAUAUGAAAAACUGAUUUCUUUUCCAAUUCUAUUAUUAUUUUUAUUGUGAUGGUUAACUAGUUGCUUGAGAUUAGGGUUUGAAUUGGCCUUGAGUUUCUGUUUGGUAUAAGUUUCUUUAGGUGAAAGUUUCAUUUUUUACAUGUGGAAAAAGGAGCUUAUUUGGUUUAGAUUUUAUAAUCAUCUGUGUAGGAUGAAUAAGACUCAGUUUUAGUUAUGGUGGAUCAGCUUCUGGUGUGGCUACAUGCCCAGUGAUUUGUGUUGGUUAUUGGUUGUACUGUUUGGUUAUAAAGGUUUGGGUUGAACUUAAAGAUCUGUGCUAUUUGUUUUGUGGGUCCAAAGAGGACUCUUCACUGUUAUGAUAUUCUGCCAUUAUUAUUAUCAGUCUUUUUUAAUCUCAUUUUAUUUUUGUGGUUUCUAAUUUUAGUCCAAGUUCCUUAUUGAGGAAAGCCGUAAGGAGCAAAUCAAGAGUUGGAUUAUGACCGAUGUAAAUGAAAAAUGGAAAAGUUAUAAAAAUGAGCUAAAAAGUGCAAGAUUUGAUUUGUUGCUAAUAGUAGAUGAAAGGUAUGAAAAAAUUAAUGAACCUCGAGUUGAUAAGGAGCAAUUUCAUGUGCUUGUUGAAUAUUGGUGUAGUGAGAAGGGAGAGCUAUGACAAUUUUGCUAUGUUGUUGACAUUUUUCCUAAUUUUCUGUUAUCACAAAUAAUUGCUACUUUUCAUUUUCUUCCAGAAAAUUAGCAAACAGAAUAAAGAAAACAGGCAAAAACUUGAAGAGCCCCAUUGCCUAGGCACUAGGACUUUUGCACGAUUUGUCAAUGAGAAGGAAAGCUUUGUUGAAGGAAGAAAGCCAUCAAGGGCUGAACUCUACAUUCAAAGUUGAAUAAAAAAGGAUGGGGGACCUAUAAGUGAAAAGGCAAGCCAAGUGAUGCCGUCUGUAGACAUUUUCCUUUCCCUCCUCAUAUUCCCAAUUUUCUCGCCCCAAAUUCUGAGUUUCCCUCCCCGGUAAGCCUAAGUAUUUCUGUCGCUCUCCCAAAUCUCCAAAAUUUGGAAUUUGGUUUGCUAAAACUCAAAAACCCAUUCAAACCUAACUACAAAAUUCAAAAGCCCGACUCUAAUCCUCCCCAAAUUCUGAGUUUCCCUCCUCAAUAGGCCUAAGUAUUUCCAUCCCUCUCCCAAAUCUCCAAAAUUUGGAAUCGAUUUUGCUAAAACUCAAAAACCCAUUCAAACCUAAUGCAAAAUUCAGAAGCUUGACUAUAAUCCAUAAACGACAGGAGGUCAG
Messenger RNA from Rubroshorea leprosula, 1395 nucleotides. The record is from the annotation of a GenBank genome assembly. Lineage: Eukaryota; Viridiplantae; Streptophyta; Magnoliopsida; Malvales; Dipterocarpaceae.